Messenger RNA from Didymosphaeria variabile, 603 nucleotides. RefSeq lists its product as uncharacterized. The transcript has 2 exons. Lineage: Eukaryota; Fungi; Ascomycota; Dothideomycetes; Pleosporales; Didymosphaeriaceae. The record is from RefSeq and is a predicted model, not a curated record. Bases 1 to 603 code for a protein of 200 amino acids.
AUGUCUGCGGAUAUCAUCCAGCGCACGUUUCAGGUGCCGGACGCCAACCCCACUCGGCUCGCUGGAAUUGAGAACACGAUCUCAGGCGAAGCUUUCGAGGGAUUGCCGAUAAGCGAAAGGGAGCUGUGGCACUCGCACAAGUACGAGGUCACCAGCGGGCUCUUAGUCGAGCCUGGCAUGCCUGACAAUGUCGAUAAGGAGGUUAUGAAAAUUCUCGAUAACAUGCAUAGCAAGACAUUUCACACGUGGCCAUACAGGUCGAAGAACGGCUCGAUUUCCCUUAGCAUCCCUGAGAUUAUGGCAUUGUGCCAUGUUGGAGAACCCGGUGGCAUUUCCAUCCACGUGUUCACGCCUGGAGAAGGGCCAGAUUAUCCCAGAGCAGACUACGACAGCACAUACUCCGCACAAGAGGCUACAGGAUGUCUCACAGCCGACUAUCUCAGGGAGCAUGCAGCUGGUAGCCAGAAGAACCAGGCCAGUGUCACCAACAUUAGCCCCGACCUCGGUGGACAUUGCAUGCUGUAUUCCACGGAGGAGUGUGCGGGCAAUUCCGUCAUGAGGCUUCCCAACCCGCGCCACCUGAACCUGAUCUAUCCCGAGUAA